AUGAUGCGAAUGAGUGUUAUCCAGAGAGUGCUCCUCGGCCUCUUUCUCGCCCCGGUAUCUGUGGCAUUGAUUUCCCCAGAGGGUCGCGAAUACUGCACAGGAGAUGGCUCCAUCUGCGAGGCGUUCAACAAGAUCGACAGAGAGUGCAGAGACAAAACUGGUGCUGCAUACACCAAGUGUACUUGCGAGACAGGAUGGGUACCUUUGAAGGAAGCCUGCUAUGAUUGCAGAAGAACGUUUGGCGAGUUCAUGUUCAGUCAACUGGAAAGAGACCAAUCGGUCUGCAAAGAAGAGGGUCUUGAUGUUGCGCCAAUCCCUUCAAGCAUCAUCUCCCAGCAGAAGCAGUACAACAAAACGGCCGAGGUCCCAUCCAUGCCAGCGUCAGACUCGGCAUCAAGCACGAUAUCGAUUGAUCGAAGUUAUACAACCAACAGCCACGAGGCCUAUACCACCACUGUGUACGGAGUUGUUGCGUCGGCCACGCUGCCAGAGCUUUCAGCUCCAACGGGGGAGGUAGUAGAGGAGGAUGAAGACAACUCGGCAGCGCGUCAAGUCGGUAGUGCCUCGGUAGUUGCUGUUUGCGCCCUUGCCUUGGCAAUGAUAAUACCGUGA
Molecule: messenger RNA, 612 nt
Organism: Fusarium vanettenii 77-13-4
Lineage: Eukaryota; Fungi; Ascomycota; Sordariomycetes; Hypocreales; Nectriaceae
Exons: 2
Coding region: 1-612 (203 amino acids)
Source: RefSeq, a predicted model, not a curated record